AUGAGUGUCAUAACAGCAACAUCCCAACGAGCCCCCGUGACUUUCCAAAACGCCUCCGACUACGACCAAAAGUACUCCGUUGCAAUCCAAGACGUUCCUCCUCGGAGAAGCUCGUCUGCAUCAGUCUCUUCAUAUACCAGUAACUAUAGCAGCAGCACAUACAGCACUACUCCGCCAACCGUCUAUUCUCCUACUUCCCCCAAACAGGCUUCAUAUCGAGGAUUUAGGCAGCACUCCGUCGACUCGCAGCAGCAGCCUCCUCCUACUCCGACUAUUCCUCCUGUGUUUUUGUCCUUACCGUCGUCAUCACGUCAGCCGAAUGAGCCCGCCAUCAAAUUCUUGCCGCCGGCAGUGUAUGAUUGUAUAUUGAGACAAUUGCAGGAUUUGCAUGAAGCGCCAGAGAAUUAUCAGUAUGGUUGCACGACAUGUUUCCAACGAGAUUUACAUGCCUUGGCCCUCACAAGCCGGACUUGGGAGAGGAAUGUGAGGAGUAAACUGUAUAACUAUAUCCACAUUCACGGCUCCGAUUCACCAGCGCAAUUGAAGAAAUAUCGACUCAAACGCGGCAGUCGACUGAAACUGUUAAGGCGCACGUUACGAGAACGAAAGUUAUUAGCGAAUUUGGUCCUUGAACUGCGAAUCCCUGAGGUAGAUAUUUCUCCAACCGCGGCAAAUGGCAAGAUGAAUCCACAGUGGGAGGACUAUCGUGACUUGGUAGCCUCUGUUGUCAUGGUCUGUCCGAAUUUGGAACGUCUGCUCGGGUUCAAUAUGUCGUUUCAUCAUGAAUUUGAUCGUUUGACGUAUGCUUUGUCGACGAGGAAACGGCUUAAAGAGCACCAAUGGAUUCUUGGAGAGCCGGUUGAUAGCACAAGUUCGACUGCCAACGAGACACCAAGGAAUGCAUCGCCGACGAAGAUAACGAGAACACCGGGAAAGUCUCUCGAGCCGCAGCAAGCCUUUGAAUUCCUUCACUACCAUUCGUGUUGGAGCAAUUUGGAAACUCUUAUGCUCCAUUCACUCAACAUGGGCGGUGUACUUGAGCAUGGCAUAUUCUUAAGAGUGUUUAACCGUCUUCCUGCUCUACGAAAUUUGUGUAUUUCCUCUUUUGAUGCCGACGCUUUCACGGAUCGUACUCUUCAGUUCUUACCGCCACUUGAGUCGUUACGUCUGGAGAACCUGCGAGGAGUCACAGACGGAGGUAUAGCACAAUACGUAUCACGACCAGAAGCACGCACAAUUCGUUCGUUGACAUUGAUUGAGCAGAAUAUUGGUUCUCUCUUGGUGAUUUCCAAGAUUUUUGCGUCCCUGAGGACGCUCGAAAAAUUCAAUUUCGUCCAGUCAACACGGUUGCCUAUUCUUCCACCUGAAGCCAUGAUCUUUCAACCCAUUCUUGCAUCAGCGAGCCUGAAACAACUGCAUUGGGACGUGACUGGACCCGACUCUGCAGCUGGACUAGGCAAGUUGUUGGACUCCCUACCCUUUGUGAUGCCUCAUAGAUCACACGAUUCGCCGAAUUUCCAUCUAGCUCAGAGCAUUCUUUACUCCGGGUUUCCCCAUCUUACAGAGCUGCGAGCUCCUUCAGAUAUUGAGCCACCCGGUAUUCUCCAGUCUGUUUGUCGACCUGUACCCCACGGACAGGCUUUGAUUCCAUCGGAUCGGUACAGUCUACCACGAAGUUCUCACGGUUCAGUCAGCACACGACCCUUGGCUUUGCCGGCUGGGAACAAUUUGACAUCAGCCCGGAUCCGGGCCCAGACAUUUAUAGACAUGGCCGCAAAGGACAGCGAGGCUGGUAUGAAGGUGCUUGUGACUGAUCACUCCGAUUCAUAUGUCCCCGAUAGCGCCUUGGAAGGCGACGAAUCAGACGAUGGCUCAGACGAUGAAGAUGAAGCAAGCAAAGAUCUCUUCGGAGGUGCCUAUCCAGGAGUCCAAAAUCCAGAGUUCUCAACAGAGCCCGCCGACAAUCUGGAUGCAAAUGGACAUAAGAAAGUCUUUGAAUUCCGCAUGCCGGCAAUCAUGGGCAUUGUGCGUGCCGUAAUGCCUCACGAUAAAGCCGGACUCGGGUCAAUACCACGCUUCAAUCUCCAACCGGAUGUUCGUGGCAUCGACUCAGAUGGAGGUCUGCUUGGAUGGAAGCAUCUGCUUGGCCCCGUACAAAUGAGUAGCAGCAAUACAGCCCAACACCAACAACAACAAUCAUUCUCGACACACAAUACAUCCUACUCAUCCUCCUCCUCAACGACGAGUCCGACAGACCUGAAACGAAGCGAAAGUGACCUCAGCACAACGGAUUCCAUCGUCUCACCCACAACAUCAACAGCAUCCCGCCUAGCGAGCUGGAGUUUUGGCUCUCGCUCUAAUAAUAAUAGUAAUAAUAAUUCAACAUCGUCUGCUUCAGCGGCAAUGAUACCGUCACCAACAACACCGGCUUUCCCCACGACCCCAAUAACAUACUCCUUCACCCCGGCAACGACCAAUUCCCCCUGGGGAAGAGAUACGUGUAACGGAGCAUGGAACUCAGGACAUCCCAAGGAUUGGUGGAUGCAUUUUGAGCGCGAACGACAGCAUAGUAUGGACGUUAUUGAUGUUAAGAGAUUCUUUUAGCUCUCUCUUGACUUUAUGGUAUAUACAUUACUCACUUAUCACCUUCUUUUCUCUCCUGCAUAUUGAGUAAUUAUAUUCUGUUUCUUGUCGGCUUUUAUUUGUAUACCCUUUUUUUUCUUUUCGUUUACUCAGGUACAUAACCUUGAACAUAUGCGGCGUUGGCUGAUUCGAAUAAUUGGGAUCGAGAUCACUUGUUUACUAAAUUCGGGUUGAAACUUUUGACAUACUUUCUUUGCUUUUCUUAUUCAUAUUGUAUUCCUGUGUAUGUCUAUAUUCUUUCUUUCCGACUUUUGCGUAUAGCUUUCGUUUGUCGAUCCAUGGAUGUACGGCUAUUAAGAAGAAAAAAGGUCUACUCU
Talaromyces stipitatus ATCC 10500 is the source of this 2960-nucleotide messenger RNA. RefSeq lists its product as uncharacterized. The record is from RefSeq and is a predicted model, not a curated record. Bases 1 to 2604 code for a protein of 867 amino acids. The transcript has 2 exons. Lineage: Eukaryota; Fungi; Ascomycota; Eurotiomycetes; Eurotiales; Trichocomaceae.